AUGACAUCAAUAUCCUCCCGUCGCCAUUUCAGUUCUCAUGGUGAUAAUGCCGCUCUUGUUGCUGCUAAUGAUGAUGACGAUGAGGGAAGAAUAGAGAAGAGGCCCCCGUAUACAAUGCUAAAGCCAUCGCUGUAUGGUCGCCCUGCUAAGGGCCGCCCUGAUGUUUCGCCAAUACAACGGCGUCCACAAUCCCAUGACUCACUCAAGGCACAAUGUCGACCCAGAAGUUACAGCGGUGUAAAAACCACCAGAGAAGUCAGACGUCGCCAUCUCACCUCCAAAAAUGUCUAUCGCAACGAUCCUCCGGGUUGCUUACACUCGAGUAAAGAGACAUCGGUAUUGGGCAAAGAUUCGACUACGAUCGAGAAUCAGAGGAAAAGGCUGCUCGAGACCCCAGACUGGGCCGGUCUUCGUCUUUCCUAUCCAGCGAACGUGCAUUUCGAUACUGGAGAGGCAAAGGCCGACAUAGGCAAACGCAAGAAGAUAGAGAAUCUGUCGACUCGCAUGCGUCCGCAGAUUCAUCACACCGAUCACCAUAGCUCCCCAAAGUUUGCUCAUCGAGCUGAGAGGAUUGAUGCCAAAGAUAUCAGAAUCCGCAUUGGGACGGAUGCAUUGGCCAGUCAAACGCCAAUGCAGCUCACGGAUCAUGCGCCCUCCCACGCUGGAACCUUCGCUCCAGGCAAUUCGCCAGAACCCAUGUUGUUUGAUGAGGAGGGCCAUUAUGCACCUACACUAGAGUCGAGACUAUCGCCACGAUCGGUGAAUGUCAAUCGCGAUGGUUCCACGGAGGUCCCUAAUAAGGAUUUGACUUUUGGCUUACAGGGCCCUGUUCCAGCACCAGGCGAAUUGACACCUGCCUUUAUGUCCAAUAUGAAGUUGCGCAGGGGACCUUACGCCACCAGACGCGUACAACUGAACAGCGAUUCUGAAGCACAGCGCUCUCCAAGUAACGCACGCCCCUCCCAAGAUGCAAGCAGCCCCCAUGGCUCGUACACAAAGCCUUUUGAGCAUAACAUGCGUCUGAUGCACGUUUCUCUUGAUCAGCAGUCCGAUGUCCCAGAUAGAACAACACUGCAGGAAGAGCACACUAUCGAACAGCAGCUCCCCUCUAAUAGCUGUGCACAGCAGUCUAAGUUGACUUCUGCACCUUCUGUGGGGAACUGGAAGGCAAUUAACGUAUCCAAUUGUGAGACCUCGACCCACAGGGAUGAUUUGCGGGCUACAGGCUCUUACGACAACCGCUGCUCACGAAACAAUGCUGCUCUUUGGACGCAAAAUCUCGAUAUUGGCAAUGAUGACGGGAGUAUCUCAUCUCAUCCUCGCAAUUCAAUAAUUGGUAAUUGUGAGCGCCAUCAUGGGUCGUCUCCAGGUCUUGAUGGCAGCAUGAGUGUCCCCAUGAAAAUUGGCCUCCGGCACAUUGGCCCAGUCACACCAAUACAAGCAAUUACGUCUUCCUAUGGAGGUGCUUCGUCGCCCUCUACCAAGAGUCUUAAGGAAGCCGUUGUGGAGGGGUUUCUGCUUCAACCUGAGAGGAUUUCGAAGAAAUCGCACGACAUCGAUGCGAGCGUACAAUUGUGGAGGAAAUUUGUCUUCUCUGAUGACAACAACCUUUCGGCCGAUAUCAUGCGCGACUGA
Molecule: messenger RNA, 1635 nt
Organism: Aaosphaeria arxii CBS 175.79
Lineage: Eukaryota; Fungi; Ascomycota; Dothideomycetes; Pleosporales
Exons: 2
Coding region: 1-1635 (544 amino acids)
Source: RefSeq, a predicted model, not a curated record